Molecule: messenger RNA, 5564 nt
Organism: Portunus trituberculatus (swimming crab)
Lineage: Eukaryota; Metazoa; Arthropoda; Malacostraca; Decapoda; Portunidae
Product: major facilitator superfamily domain-containing protein 8-like
Exons: 7
Coding region: 411-2324 (637 amino acids)
Biological process (GO): transmembrane transport
Cellular component (GO): lysosomal membrane
Molecular function (GO): transmembrane transporter activity
Source: RefSeq, a predicted model, not a curated record
GUAUUCACACUUCAGUGUGUUGUGAGAGACCAGUGGGAGAAGGUGUGUAGCAUGUGCUUGUGAUACCUCGUAGAGGCGUGUACACUGAUUACAUGUGGGGAACUUUAUGCACAUAUAUCCGCGUCAUCCUUAGUUUUGACUGCUGGAGAUUUGUACCUUAUACUAGGGAUUUAGCACACCAAUGAAUAAUAAAAAAAAGGCAAUGUCUUAAAAAUCUGCGAACACUAAAUAUUUCAGUAUUUACUUAUUUCAUCAUAUCCGGAAACGUAAUCUCAGGUAUAGUAGUUUGGUUGAGGAAAACACAGGGAUCUUUGAGCCUAGAAGGACAAUGAUCAUGUGUCUAGCAUAGUGAUGCAACCGCUGAGCUUGGCUACCGAGGUAAAGUUACCGCUGCAGAAGGGAGGACCAAAAUGUCUGUAGGCCAGAUGAACGACAAAGCAGAGGAGGAAGAGACAUCCGUUGACACCGUGCUUGUUCCUUCCUCACAGCCUGUCAUCGUCGCUGCCAAUGGCAAUCAUGAUGAGCCUGGGGAGACCCUGCUGGAAGAGCCUGAGCAACGAUAUGUGCUGGAGACUGCUGAAGAAAGACGAGGGCGCCGCAUCUCUCACUGGGUCGUCUACAUCACAUCCUUCAACGUGUGCGUGUGUUUCUCCAUCGUGUUGACCGGCGUCUGGCCAUACCUGCGCCAGCUGGAGCCUGGGGUGUCGAAGGACAUGCUUGGAUGGGUGAUUGCUGCUAACCCAAUUGGUCAGAUGAUCGCCUCGCCACUUCUGGGGAUGUGGAGCAACUGGGCAGGAUCUAAUAGGAAUGCCUUCAUAACUACUAUGGCACUGUUCUCCUUGGGUAACUUGCUGUAUGCCAUACUGAAUAUGUUUGGCAGUGCAGCCCGUGCUGUCAUGAUCAUCUCUCGCCUCAUCGUUGGCUUCAGCUCAGGCAACAUAGUCAUUGUCCGGUCCUACAUCUCUGCUUCCACCACGUUAAAGGAGAGAACUGCUGCCGUGAGUCUCACUUCCGCUGCCCAAGCUGUUGGAUUCAUUGUUGGACCAGCCAUCCAGACAGCACUGGCUAUUGCCAUGUCGGAAGACACAAGUGAUGCCACUAAUUCCACAACCGUAAUUGUUACUGAAGAUGUGGAGGCAGCAGUUGACAGCAGUAGCACAAGUAUCCAGUGGAACAUGUACACAGCCACAGGAUGGAUUAGCUGUAUUCUUGGACUCCUCAACUUAAUUCUCUUCCUUCCAUGCAUCUAUAAGGAAUACAACAUUGCUGCCAAAGAAACUCAAUACCAGAAGCGUGCUGCCAACAUUGGAGCAUCAAAACUACCAAAGCCAGACUAUGCUUCUCUGUUUGUUAUUCUGGUCACAUUUUUUUUUACUGUGAUGGUAUAUGUUUUAUUGGAAACUCUUAUGGUGCCCAUGUGUAUGGAUUUGUAUGCAUGGAAUGAUGAAAAGGCAAUUACGUUGGUGGGCACUGGCCUUAGUAUUGCAGCAAUUAUCUGUGUCAUAACUUUUGUUUUGCUCAGCUUUAUUACAAAAUUAGUAGAUGAGCGCAUUGUAUUAAUUGCUGGUGUUGCUGUACAGAUGGUGGCAAUGAUUAUUUUAAUUCCAAUGGGAAGUAAUUACCCUAAAAUAAAAAACUGCACUUCCAUUGAUUCAAUGGGUAACUUUUUUAAUGAAUCACUUAGAAAUAGUGAUCCAUUCCAUCUUAUGUUACCUUCGGAUAUUACCAUAGGUAAUGUCAGUGAGAUGUCGAAUUUACUAGCAACAAAUGAAGAUGGUGCUAUACAUCCAGAAACCUUACCUAAUAAAUCAUUACAUCAGAUAGAUCUUCCUGUUUUAAGGAACACAACCACAAAGGCUGUAGUACCAACUACAUCAGAAAGAGAAUUGCCCUUGCUCAUGCCUUCAGAGAGUUCUAAAGUUCUGAGACGUCAUAAGCGGCAUGUGGUCCAUAAUGGUGAUUGUGAGGACACUGGUUGCCCACCUGAACAGAAAUGGUGUUUUUAUACUCCCAUUAUAGAAUUACCUCAACUAGUAAUAGCAAGUGUUUGUGCUGUCAUUGGUUAUCCAGUGGUCUUUACACUUGCAAGUGCCUUAUAUUCAAAAAUUUUAGGACCAAAGCCCCAGGGACUUUGGAUGGGACUCUUGAUAAGCAUAGGCAGUUUGUCUCGGGCAACAGGGCCCAUUGUAGUUUCUUACAUUUAUACUGAGUUAGGUACACGCUGGACUUUCAUUGUACUAAGUUGUGUAAUGCUUCCUAUUCUUGUGAUUGAUGUUGUAAUGUACAAAAAAUUAGUACCUAUGGAUGUUCUCAGAAAGAGGUAGUAUACAGUGAUCCCUUGUUUAUUGCGGUUAAUGGAUACCAGAAAACCACGAAGUAGGAUUUGCCCCCCCACCCUAGGAAUUUUCAUAUAUGUGUAUGUGGGUACCAGAAUGUUUAAGAUAUGUAAACAGUAUUUAUAUUUUACUUAUACAGUAUUUUACUUAAAUCUAUUUAAUUAUAAAACCUUAUAUGAGGGGGAUUAAAAAAAUACACAGAAUUUUAUCAUUCUUUAUUGAUUUUACAAUACAACUAAUCUAUUUUUCAAUAUAGCCUCUGUCAAGGUCGAUAUACUUCUCCAGGCGGUGUUUCCAUCCAUUUAGACCAUUUUUGAAGAAAUCUGCAGACCUCUUUGUGAGCCAUGCUUUUGCUGCAGUUUUAGCCUCAACAGUGCUAUUAAAAUGGAUGCCUUUCAACUGUUCUUUGAGUUUUGGUAAUAAACAAACAGACAAAGCUAGGUCUGGGCUAUAAGGUGGAUGUGGCAGUAAUUCCCAUCAAAAUUCUCUCAAAACAUCUUUUACAACGCGUGAAGAAUGCGUUGGUGGGUUGUCAUGAUGGAAGAGGAUUCCGCGAUGGAGUUUUCCUGGACGCUUUUUAGCCAAUUCUGCGCUCAGUUUCCUUAAAACUUCUACAUAUAGGGUCCUGUGACAGUUUUUCGACCUUCUAAAAAGUCUAGAAGCACAACUCCUUUAGAAUCCCAAAAAACAGUUACCAUUACCUUGUUGACAAACCUCUCAGAUUUGAAUUUAAUUGGGCCAGAUGAUCUGCGUGGGAGCCAUUGUUUGGACUGUUGUUUUGUUUCAGGAUCAUACUGGCUUACCCAUGUUUCAUCACCUGUGAUGAUUUGACUGAAAAAGUUGUCUUCAUCGGCUUCAAUUUUGGUCAAAAUCACCGUUGACAAUUCACUUCUGAAAUUUAGCUAAUCUGGGCGCAAUGCUUUUGGGAUCCAUCGAGCCAAAAGCUUACUGAGGCCUAAAUCUUCAUGCAGAAUCGAAUGAGCUGAACCAACUGAUAUGCUCACAGUCUCAGCAAUCUGAUGAACUGUCAGUCUUCCAUCUUGUUCGACUAGGCUCCUAACAGCAUCAAUGUUUUCACUACUUUUCGAGGUUGUUGGUCUGCCACGAUCCUCAUCAUCUUCAACAGUUUCUCUACCAUCACGAAAUCUUUCAAUCCAUUUGUAAAUGCAAGUUUUUUUUCGAGCAUCAUCCCCAUAAACAUUCUGCAAAGCUUGAAUGAUCUCUGUUCCUUUCCAACCAAGCUUUACCAAAAAUUUUAUGUUGGUUCUUAUCUCAAAAUCCUUACGUUCCAUGGGUCAAAACCAACCUUUUUCAACUAGCUCCUGACUUUUAGUUUCCAAGCGAAUAAUGACUGGUAACAACCAGAAGAUAGCUAAGAACAUGCCCUUUCUGGCAGAUAUGUUUCAACAUGUUUUAUCCUGUUGGCUCUCGGGACAUGGGAGUAUUCCGCGUAUUUUUUUAACAUCCCUCGUACAGUAAUUAUACAUUUACUCUCUCUCUCUCUCUCUCUCUCUCUCUCUCUCUCUCUCUCUCUCUCUCUCUCUCUCUCUCUCUCUCUCUCUCUCUCUCUCUCUCUCUCUCUCUCUCUCUCUCAUACUGAUGGUCAUCAUUUUCCUCUUCCUUUUGGGCUCACUAGAGGAAGCUUUUGCAGGGGCACAGCACUUAGGUGGCAUUGUAAUGGCUUAAUGAAUCACUACUUAAACAAAAAAGUUAUCGCAAACACAACACUAAGAUACAGUAUGCGAGACAGUCAACAGCGUGGACGAGAUUAGCAAGAUACAACCAAGGCCCAUGGAGUAGAAGGUCAACCUACGAGGCUAUCAAAAUGUGUCUGAUAUGCACAUCCAUGACGUCAGCGGGUUCACAAGUGGUCAGAGCGGGGACAUUGGUUCAGUUAGCAAGCUGUCGGGUAGGUGUUCACAUGCUUGUGUAGAUACGUAUAAAUUGCCUCAGUUAUGAGGGAGAGUCAAAAAUUAUAUGCACUCAUGGUUUUUCAAUGUAUUUACACAAAAGCAGGGGAUAAGCAAGUACAUCAUUUUUCUAUAUAGUCUCCUUGUUUUUCGAUGCACUUGGUCCAGCGGUCCACAAGCUUGCGUAUUCCUCCGAGAAGAAGGUUUGGGGUUGGUCAUGCAACCAUUUAUGCACCGCUUCUUUCACAUCUUCAUCCGUGAAAUCGCCGACCUCGUAAACCAUCUUUGAGCAGUCCAAAGAUAUGGUAGUCGGAAGGGGCGAGAUCUGGGCUGUAGGCAGGGUGUUCCAGCACCUCAAAACCCAAUUGGUUAAUGGUUUCAAUAGUCUGGGUGGCCGUGUGUGGGUGUGCAUUGUCAUGCAACAACAAAACUUUCUUCGACAAUAGGCUUCGGCGUUUGGUGCGAAUGCUGGCUUCAGUUUGUUGGCCAGCAAAGCACUGUACCUUGCACUGUUGAUCGUGCACCCUUUUCCAGGUAGUCUUCCAGUAUAGGUCCUUUGAGUCCCAAAAAGGGUUAGCAUCACCUUUCCGCAGAAGUCUGAGUCUUGAAUUUCUUCGUCGCUGGCGAGCCAGGAUGUUUCCACUCCAUACUCUGUCUUUUGGAUUCUGGCUCAUAAUGAUGGACCCACGUUUCAUCGCCUGUGACUAUUCUGCUCAAAAAUCUCUCGCCAUCAUUGUUGUAGCGAUCGAGUAAACGUUGGCAGACCUCAAGACGUUUGCGUUUGUGCUCUGCAGUAAGCUCCCUUGGCACCCAUCUCGCACAGACUUUAUGGAAGCCGAGCUCAUCGUGGAUGAUUUGAAAGGCAGAACCAUGACUAAUCUGCAGAGAACAAGCUACCUCAUCAAUGAUAACUCGCCGGUUCGCCAUUACCAUCUCUCGAGCUUGCUGAAUCUUCUCAUCAGUGGUGGAGGCCACUUUUAAACUUCUCAAUCCACUCAUACACACUUCUACGUGGUAGUGCACUGUCCCCGUAUUGUGCUAAAAGCCUCCGAUGAAUUUCAGCCCCUGACACUCCUUCUGACAAGAGAAAUCGGGUCACUGCUCUUUGUUCUUCCUUGGUGCAUACUGCUAGUGGAGCGGCCAUGUUUACACAGUAAAAACAGAAAGCAAAAUGGCGCGAUCAGGCUCAAACUUUGAUAACAUGACCACAGUAGUAUCAACUAUAAGCAUGCAUGCGCAGAACGCAGUGUGGCAAUACUGAAGACAUAUUAUGGCGAAAGUGCGGAUAAUUUUUUACUCUCCCUCGUAUAUGUGUAAU